This is a messenger RNA of Nicotiana tabacum (common tobacco), 807 nucleotides long. Lineage: Eukaryota; Viridiplantae; Streptophyta; Magnoliopsida; Solanales; Solanaceae. The record is from RefSeq and is a predicted model, not a curated record.
AUGUCUUUUCCAUGGAAGAAGGUGAAGAAGACAAGUAUAUGUCAAUUGGUGAAGGACCAUAUUCGUUUUCACAGGAAUGGUGGAUCUCCUCUUAUAGUAGAGACUGGUUUCCCCACUUCCCUUGUCGAUCUUUUUUUCAAGAAUCGCCAAAGGUUCAUAAAACCUUCCAAGAAAAAGGUGGCUAAGCCCACUUUGAGCUCUCCUUCUUCUCUGAAUUUGCAUUUGCCUUUUCCUAUGACUCCAACUUCACCAGCCACUUACACAAUUAAUAAGGGGUCUCAGUUAAAGGAUGAAAGAUUUGAUCUUGAUGAAGAUAUCGAUACGAAUAGGCUGUUAAUAUCCCUUCUGAAGAUCUUUCUGGUGGUGGUUUUAGUUUUAGGAGCAAAGAACCUUUUAAUGGGGAUAACAAUGUCAGCUUUCUUGUUGUUUUUCUUGGAAUAUUCAGGGGAAUGUUUGUAUAGAUGGCUCAUGCCUUGUGCAGGAGCAAAAAGGAGGAUUCUUUUAAUGGUUUGCAGAUUUAUUGGAGGCAAAAUGGUUGAGUUAGAAAAAGAUGAAUGUGUUUUUAAAGCACCAUCACUAAAAGAAGAGUUGGCUAAUCAAUGUAUUAAGGAGAAAACUGAUGAGUCUAAUUGGGAUAGCAAAUUGAAAUGUGAAGGAAUGGACUCAAAGGGAAAAGAAGAGGAAUUGAGGAGUGAGUUGUUGGAAUCCAGGAAAAAGAAAUCUCAUAAAUCCAAUAUGAAAUCCAAGAUGAAGAAAUUUCUUUCAAACAAGUUCAGAAAGAAAAUAAGUUCAAUGAUUGUCAAGUGA